This is a messenger RNA of Ruditapes philippinarum (Manila clam), 3276 nucleotides long. RefSeq lists its product as uncharacterized. The transcript has 6 exons. Lineage: Eukaryota; Metazoa; Mollusca; Bivalvia; Venerida; Veneridae. The coding region runs from base 17 to 1024 and encodes 335 amino acids. The record is from RefSeq and is a predicted model, not a curated record.
CCAAGCUGUUAAUAUUAUGAACGAUCAUAUUGUUGAAGAAAUUGAUCCUCUUCAUUUGAAACAAAGGAUAUCUAUUGUGACAGCACGAAAAUUACGUUUUGAUGAUUUUGAAGAAGUGACAAGUCGCCGAGAACGAGCACAGUAUUUUAUUAAUAGAUUGUCCGUUGACACUAUGGAUGAAGUGCUGAUAGCAAUGCGAAGAAGUGGUUAUGAACGCAUCGUCGAUGAAAUAAAAGCAGGCUCUCUAUCAAAAGAGUAUAAAUGUCCUAGACUGUCACAUCAAACAUAUGAAGAAAAAUGCGUAUUUCAUAGCCAGAUGGAAAUACACUUUGACUUGACAGACUUUAAAUUUGUAGGUCAAGACAUAAAGUGCUUUGAUUUAGAUGGAGCGCAUUAUGUUUCGCUAGAUAUUUAUGAAGACAAGACGGAACCAAGUUUGAAAAACUUUGAACUCAGGGACGAAAAACCCUAUAAAACAUUUCAAAGACAGAUAAGUAAUGAAUCUUCUAGGGAAGCUGAGAGUGGAUUUUCAUCUAUAUCUGAAGAAGCAACGUCUAUCAAUGGAGUUCCUGAAAUACAAGAAACUGAAGACGAAGGCAUACACAGUUGGAAUUCAGGAUCAUCUUCCUUUAAUGAUAGUGUCAAGUGCAGAACAGAUGAACAAGAUGCUGUUGACUACGAAAAGAAAAUAUUUGUACAAAGUCGGUCAAAUAAAUAUAUAUCAAGAUCAAGCUCUUUUUAUGGUUCAGGUUUUCAAAGAAGACGUUUUAACCGACCCCGUAUUGUAUCAAAGAUAGAUAUUGGCUCUCUUUUGAAACCGGAGCGACCAAAGGUGCCAUUAGAGAGACAAUUGCCUAUACAAUCUUUGCGAAGGACGAGCUAUGCUGGUGUGGCGAAUAGGCUAGUUUUGCCUAGACUAACUGCGAAGGAGAGAAAACGCAAUUUUCAUAUUAACUCGGAUUUGGUUGUUCUUUCUAGACACUUUGAUAAGUUGUGUUCGAUACCUUCCACAAACCACGAAUAAUAGUUCUUAUCGACGGGCGAAAUAAGAAAUAUAUGGACAUAUAUACUUAUCAUAAAUAGACCCGUUUUCUGAUCAUACAUGGACCCUUCGUAUGGUCGUACAUGCGCUUAUCCUAAGGUCAUACAUAGGUCCUUCUCAUGGUCAUACAUGGACGUAUCUUUCGGUCAUGCAUAGACUCAUUUAUUGGUUGAACAUAAAUUGUCUUGCGUUCAUAUAUAAAGCCAUCUCAUGGUCGUACAUGACUUAUCUAACGGCAAUACAUAGACCUGUCUCUUGACCAUACAUGGACUUAGAUUUAUCUUCUGUUCAUACAUAGAGCCAUCUCAUGGUCCUACAUGAACUUAAUUAUCGGCCACACACAGACCCGUCCCAUGGCUGUAUAUGAACUUAUCUAACGGUCAUACAUAAACCCAUCUCAAGGUCCUACAUUGACUUUUCUAACAGUCAUACAUAUACCCAUCUCAUGGUCGUACACUGACCCAUCUCCUGACUAUACAUGAAUUCAUUUUUUUGUCACAUAUGGAUCCAUCUCAUGGAUAUGUAUGGUCUAAUAUGCACUUCUUUCUAGGGCAAAUGUGACUUUAUCCUUAUCUCGAGGCUAUAUACUGACUUAUUUCGCUUUAAACAUAAGAACAUCAAUCUCGAGGCCAAACAUGGACUUCGUGAAACUGACGAAUAUACGUGGCAUAUGCAGGAUAGUUGAAAAGAAUGUUGUGUUUUACUGAUUGUCAUUAAAAAUUUUGUAAAACAAUAAUCUGUUUGGAAUAGAAGAAAGGUGCUUUGAAUUUUCGCUUCGUCAUACUUUUUUGUUUCAUAAAACGAAGAUGUACUAUUACGUGUCUCAUAUGUGAAUUUAAUCCUAUGGUGUGUUUGCAAAUAUUAACUUUAGAAAUAUACACAUAUUUCCAAAUAUAGCAUUGACCGGUAUAUAUUGAGUAAUGCAAAUGUACUUUAUACAUGAAACAUCUGUUUUGGUUCAUCUUCUUUUCAUAGUAUAUUCAUUAACGUUGUUGUUUUUUUUAAUCACUUUUCAAUUUCGGAUAAUGCAUAUUUGUUACCUGAUUUAUUAAAUAAAUCGCAUCUGUUACUUCCGUGUUCCUUGUCUGGCUCAAAAUUGAACUUUUAUUUUAUCAUUCUCUUUGUUUCGUAUGAAAAUUUAUUUAUUGAUUAGUUUUUAUAAUUGAAAUUACUGUAAUUAGUGUAGUAUUUUAGUAUUUGAUAUUGAACUAACUAACAAUUUAUUAACAUCUUGUAAUUUAAGCUGAUGAACAAAUAUUUUCAUCUGUAAAUUGUGAAUAAAUGAUGCUCAAUAAUAGUUUAAACAGACCUAACAUGUACAAACAUGCUCGAUGGUAUUUGAGGUUCCCAUUUCAGUUGAAUUUCUCCCAGUUAAGUUUUCCUGUUGCGUUAAACGAGCUAUUGUUAUCGCUUUAUGAUGUGAAUUGAGCAAUUUCCUACAGUACUUAAGAUGAAGAUACGUAUGUCAAUUUUAUUGAAACGUUGUGAAAAGUAACCCGGACACAAACAGUUUCAAUAAUCCCAUACAAAAAGGUUCUGAAUGUUCCAUUCCAAUCUGGAAAAAUAUGUUUGCAUAAUUAUGUAUUGUUUGGUAUUGAUUAAUGAUUUAAUUAUCGUGAAUAUUAACAAAAUUGAAAAUGUGGUUAUAUCUUUCAUCUGUAUUAUUUUAUUAACAUAUUUGAAUUGAAAUUAUACUUUCAUCAUUAUAUUUAUACAUUUUAAAAACAUAUAAUCCUAGCAUUACAAAUGCUAGUAAAGUGAUGAUAUGACACUUGGGUAUCACUUUUUUUAUUUUAGUAUUAAAAUUAGUGUAGAACUAAAUACUUUCAGGUUGUUUCCACGUCUUUGUUAAUAUUUUAUAGUUGUUUAUGUUAUAUCUAAUGUCACUCAGAUUGUGAUUAUUAUUUCCCUUCUUUAUAUGUCGAUACAAAAUAAUAAUUUAUUAUAUUUUGAUACAAAAUUUAAAAAGAAGGAAAAAAAUAUUUUGGAUUUUUGAAAUAUUUAUGUAAACUUAAUGAUUGAAGUAAUGAUGUAAUGAUGUAAUAAUGUAAGGUCUGACUUGAAAAGUAAAAAAUGUAUAUUUAGAAAAAUUCAUCUUUGAUUAAUUUAUACACAUAAAAUAUUUAAAAUUUGAAUAUGUUGAUUAGUUUUCUAUAAGAGUCUAACUUUAUUGUCUGUAUUUGAUAUCUACUUACACUCAAAUAAAAUAUGUGCAAAUCAUGCUGAUAGCUAUG